GGCAGCAUAAAUGAAGCCGGCUGCCCAGCGCCUGCGUUCCUUUCUUCAGGGGAGAUCAAACACAAAACAUGCAGUCGAUUAUUUCACGGAACGGGUUGGAGACUCCAGAGCCUGUGAAGGCAGAAGUUAAAGGAAGCGUCCCCUCGUGGCUCCAGGGCACGUUGCUGAGGAACGGCCCCGGGCUUUUCUCAGUGGGAAACUCCGAGUACAACCACUGGUUUGACGGUCUGUCGCUGAUUCACAGCUUCACCUUCAGCGGCGGGGAGGUGACUUACAGAAGCAAAUAUCUGAAGAGCGAGACGUAUAAGAGGAACAUCAAGGCCGACAGGAUCGUGGUGUCUGAGUUUGGGACCAUGGUUUAUCCCGAUCCCUGCAAAAACAUCUUUGCCAGGGCAAUGACACAUUUCCGCAACAUCAUCCCGGAUUUCACAGACAACAACCUGAUCAACAUCAUCCGUUAUGGUAAGGACUACUACGCCUCCUCUGAGGUCAACUACAUCAACCAAGUGGACCCAAACUCCCUGGAAACUGUGAGCAGGGAAAACUACAGGAACCACAUAGCUGUAAACCUGGCUACGGCUCACCCUCACUACGACAGAGAAGGGAACACCUACAACAUGGGCACCGCCAUUAUUGGCCUCGGACGGCCAAAGUAUGUCAUUUUCAAAACGUUCUUUCAUGUCAUCGAUAUAAAGACGAGGAAAGCAACAUCCUUUAAGUACUACACUGAUGCUCUGGUGGUCUUCCAUCACAUCAAUGCCUACGAGGAGGACGGCCACGUGGUGUUCGACAUCAUCACCUACAAGGACAGCAACCUGUACAACAUGUUCUACCUUCACAACAUGACAGACGAGACGGACAACUUCAUCAACGCCAACAAGGAGUUCUCCCCGCCCUUCUGCCAGAGGUUCAUCUUGCCUCUCAGCAUCCAGAAGGAUUCCCCCAAAGGAACCAACCUCGUGACUUUGACGGACGCGACAGCGCAGGCGGUGAUGCAGGACGACGGCUCCAUCUACUGCAAACCUGACACCGUCUUUAAAGGCAUGGAGCUGCCAGGGAUUAAUUACAACUUCAACGCCAGAAAGUACAGAUACUUCUAUGGCUCCAGGCUGGAGUGGUCUCCUCAUCCCAACAAGAUCGCCAAGGUCGACAUCGUCACCAGAACGCACAUCGAGUGGCAGCAGGAGAACUGCUACCCUUCAGAGCCCGUGUUUGUUGGGUCUCCAGGAGCCGUGGAGGAAGACGAUGGAGUCAUUCUGUCAUCCGUUGUGUCUUCGGAUCCGAACGUUUCACCUUUUCUGCUCGUCCUCAAUGCCAGGACCUUUGAGGAGAUCGCCCGGGCCUCCGUCCCAGUCCCCGUCCACAUGGACCUUCAUGGGAUGUUCAUUCCCAGCACAGGAAGCCAAGAAAGCAGUUAGAAUGAUUAUUCCUUUUAAAGAUAUGCUACAUCAUGAGGAACGCGGAGACCGUGAGGUUGCCUUGGAAAUGAAAAUGGGAAACAAACUGGAAAGUUUUCAUUGUCAUCGGACGUGAAUC
Cyprinodon variegatus (sheepshead minnow) is the source of this 1536-nucleotide messenger RNA. RefSeq names its product beta,beta-carotene 15,15'-monooxygenase-like (gene bco1l). Gene Ontology annotation, biological process: carotene catabolic process; retinal metabolic process. The transcript is spliced from 10 exons. Gene Ontology annotation, molecular function: carotenoid dioxygenase activity; beta-carotene 15,15'-dioxygenase activity. The coding region runs from base 69 to 1418 and encodes 449 amino acids. NCBI's taxonomy places the organism in Eukaryota, Metazoa, Chordata, Actinopteri, Cyprinodontiformes, Cyprinodontidae. The record is from RefSeq and is a predicted model, not a curated record.